UUACGGUGUGGUGGUUAACGUGGAUCACAUUAUUGCAUGAUAACGACCGAGCUGCACUUCACUAUCGAACUGCCAGGAGAUUUUUUUAAACAAGUUCAGUAUCGAUAGUGAGCGAUAGCUAACGAGCUGGGCUAACAGGUGUUACCAUGUCAAAACAGCCGAUGGGGAAGACACUGCUGCGGAAUGUAAUUCGACACACAGAUGCCCACAAUAAGAUCCAAGAAGAGAUGGAGAUGUGGAAAAUGCGGGACUGGGAGGUCCAGAUGUCCCGACACAAACAUUUUCCAGAUACAGACAGUGUGAGAGGACAGAUGCACUGUGACAGAGUUCCAGAUUUGUCCAGGAACAGGAGUCGAGUUUCAGAGCACGAUGACAGAGAGGCUCGAUACUGGACCCGCAAACUCUAUGAAUUUGAGGCCAGUGAUCCUGACAGAUGGGGACACAGCGGCUUUAAGGAACUUUAUCCUGAGGAGUUUGAAAGUGACAAUGAGAAAAGCAGAGCCGCAAAGAAGACUGGCGGUCACAAAAUGAAGAAGUCCAAGUCUGACACAGAAGCGUGCCUCUUAAAACGAUCAAAGAAGUCAUCUCGCAAGAAGAAAAAGAAAAAGAAGAAGAAAAGCGGGAAUGAAAAGCGAAAGAAAGACGAGUCCUCAAGCAGCGACGUCAGCGCCGAUGACAGAAACGAUACAAAGGACAAGCAAAAGAAGAAAACACGGACUAAGAGCAGACACAAAAACAAGAAAACCAGAGAGAGAAAUGAGGACAGCAGCUCAGAGGACAGCAGCUCAGAGGAAAAAGACAAGAGACGGACUAAAAGUUGUAGAAAGCGAAAGCAGGAGUCCCUGAAGGACUCGGACUUGGAGCUGGGCUCCAAAAAGAAAAGGAGAAAAAACUGGAAGGCAGCAGGCGAGGAGAGCUCAGACAAUAGUCCUACAGACUGAGACACACAGAUGUGAACAGACGCACAGCUAACGAGGAGGAAAACUACUGCAGGGUUGUUGUUUUUUUGUUUUUUUUUAGCCUGGGCUCCACAGAGGGCUCUUGACUGUGGGGCUGGUUUGUGUUGCAUUUUGUUCUACAUCAACCAACUUGUGCCAUUUGUUCCUCUCUGUGGCUGCUCUGAGGAGUAAUAUCUCAUCGGCUCUGCGGUACAGUCAGCAGGCAGCGUGGAGGAGGAGCUGAAUCCACCACCUGCCUCAUCAGGACUCCUGCAGGCUGCUGCCUCACUGAUUGAUCACUCUGCUCUCAGAUUCUCUCCUCAAAUUAACCGUUUUUAUUUAGUUAAAAAGAAAAGAAGAAAUUAUGCAAAUUUUAUUAACUAUACAUCUACUUUUAAUACCUUUUUUUAGUUUUAUAAAGAUGUACUGUUUGUAUUUAGACAAGUGUAUUAUAUCAAAAUAAAUCUAUUUUACUAUUGUCUAUA
This is a messenger RNA of Austrofundulus limnaeus, 1423 nucleotides long. It is a transcript of the gene nkapd1, whose product is annotated as NKAP domain containing 1. Bases 147 to 941 code for a protein of 264 amino acids. Lineage: Eukaryota; Metazoa; Chordata; Actinopteri; Cyprinodontiformes; Rivulidae. The record is from RefSeq and is a predicted model, not a curated record. The transcript has 6 exons.